Messenger RNA from Salvelinus sp. IW2-2015, 4698 nucleotides. Its product is annotated as homeodomain-interacting protein kinase 2. Lineage: Eukaryota; Metazoa; Chordata; Actinopteri; Salmoniformes; Salmonidae. Gene Ontology annotation, cellular component: cytoplasm; nucleus; PML body. The record is from RefSeq and is a predicted model, not a curated record. Gene Ontology annotation, biological process: peptidyl-threonine phosphorylation; peptidyl-serine phosphorylation; intrinsic apoptotic signaling pathway in response to DNA damage by p53 class mediator. Gene Ontology annotation, molecular function: ATP binding; transcription coactivator activity; protein serine/threonine kinase activity.
GCUCCGCUCUUCUCAUUGCAACUUUUGCACGGUCUCCACAGUCAUGUUAUAYACUAGCUCAAGUCAACCUGCAAUUUGGCUCAACAUUUGAGCCAAAAACAAUUCACAAUCGGCGGGGUUGUGUUGCAGAAAUCUUCCUCUAUAAUUUUCCCGUGGACUGAGCACGAAUUUGGAACCCUGGAUGGGAUUUUAGACAUGUUUUCUCACUAAUAAACUGGGCUAGUAAUGCAGGAGACAGAGACUCUGUCAGUGGCUCAAGAUGGCAGAUUUUUAUUGAGUUCUGAACAGAUAUCUUGCUUUAUUUUUUGCCAUGAAUAACAGAAGUCCUUGCACCGAUGGCCCCUGUGUACGAAGGUAUGGCCUCGCAAGUGCAAGUCUUGUCCCCUCACACUCUCCAGUCAAGUGCCUUCUUUAGCGUGAAGAAGCUGAAGGUGGAGCAGAGUUCAUACUGGGAUAUGACAGGGUACGGCACACACAGCAAAGUCGUCUACAACCAGAACAGCAAGCAGCAUUUGUCCCAAGCCACCUCUCUGGGAAUCAACUCCUCUCUGCCCUACGAGCAGCCUGCGCUCAUCUUCCCGGCGAGUGCAGGGAAAAUUGUGGUUGCCUCGGCUAGCAGUACCUCAGGCAUUACAGGGCCUCUGGGGACUCUGUUGAGCUUGGGCGGUAGCGGUAGUGGUAGCGGCGGUGGAGGCAGUAGCAGUAGCGGAGGAGGAAGCGGUGGAGCAGUCCACAACCUGACCCGUCGCAGCACCGUCAGCCUGCUGGACACCUACCAGCGAUGCGGGCUUAAGCGUAAGAGUGAGGAGCUCGACAACAGCAACAGCAGCGUGACGAUCAUCGAGGAGCACGGCGGCAGCACAACGAUGAUCCAGAACGCAGCCAGCGGGGCCACGGUGGCCAUCGCCACGGCAACGGCCACAUCGACAGCCACCUCCAAGAACAGUGGUUCCAACAAUGAAGGGGACUACCAGUUGGUGCARCACGAGGUGGUCUGCUCCAUGACCAACACCUACGAGGUGCUAGAGUUCUUGGGCAGAGGCACCUUUGGCCAAGUGGUAAAGUGUUGGAAGAGGGGCACCAACGAGAUUGUGGCCAUCAAGAUCCUGAAGAACCACCCAUCGUACGCGCGCCAGGGCCAGAUCGAGGUGAGCAUCCUGGCCCGGUUGAGCACAGAGAGUGCAGACGACUACAACUUUGUGCGUGCCUACGAGUGCUUCCAGCACAAGAACCAUACAUGCCUGGUGUUCGAGAUGCUGGAGCAGAACCUGUACGACUUCCUCAAGCAGAACAAGUUCAGUCCGCUGCCGUUGAAGUACAUUAGGCCAGUCUUACAGCAGGUGGCCACAGCUCUGAUGAAGCUCAAGAGCCUGGGCCUGAUCCACGCUGACCUGAAGCCAGAGAACAUCAUGUUGGUGGACCCCUCCAGGCAGCCCUACCGAGUCAAGGUCAUUGACUUUGGCUCAGCCAGCCACGUGUCCAAAGCCGUGUGCUCCACCUACCUGCAGUCCAGAUACUACAGAGCUCCGGAGAUCAUCCUGGGCCUGCCCUUCUGUGAGGCCAUCGACAUGUGGUCCCUGGGCUGUGUCAUUGCUGAGCUCUUCCUAGGCUGGCCCCUCUACCCAGGGGCCUCCGAGUACGACCAGAUCCGAUACAUCUCUCAGACACAGGGGCUGCCUGCGGAGUUCCUCCUGAGUGCAGGGACUAAGACUACCAGAUUCUUCAACAGAGACACAGACUCCACCAACUACCCCCUGUGGAGGCUGAAGACACCAGAGGACCAUGAGGGAGAGACGGUGAUCAAGUCCAAGGAGGCCCGGAAGUACAUCUUUAACUGCCUGGAUGAUAUGGCUCAGGUGAAUAUGACAUCAGAUCUGGAGGGCAGUGACAUGCUGGCGGAGAAGGCAGACCGUAGAGAGUUCAUCGACUUGUUGACCAAGAUGCUUACGAUCGACGCGGACAAACGGAUCACCCCCAUCGAGACCCUCAAUCACCCAUUCGUAACCAUGACCCACCUCCUUGACUUCCCCCACAGCACACAUGUCAAGUCCUGCUUCCAGAACAUGGACAUCUGUAAGCGUCGUGUGGGCAUGUACGACACGGUCAACCAGAGCAAGACCCCUUUCAUCACCCACGUGGCCCCCAGCACCUCUACCAACCUCACCAUGACCUUCAACAACCAGCUCAACACUGUGCACAACCAGGCCACCAACCUGGCUCCCUCCACCACCAGUACCACCCUUUCCCUUGGCAACCCCGAUGUCUCCAUAUUAAACUACAGAUCUGCACUCUACCAGCCCUCAGCGGCCUCCAUGGCUGCCGUGGCACAGAGGAGCAUGCCCCUGCAUCCUGUGGCCCCUCAGCUCUGUGCUGCACGGCCUGACCCCUUCCAGCAGGCCCUCAUCGUCUGCCCACCUGGCUUCCAAGGUAUGCAGGCCUCCCCGUCCAAACACACGGGCUACUCUGUGCGGAUGGAUAACGCCGUCCCCAUAGUGACGCAGGCCCCCGGCACCCAGCCCCUGCAGAUCCAGCCAGGCCUGUUGACACAGCAGGCCUGGCCCAAUGGCACCCAGCAGAUCCUUCUCCCCCCCGCCUGGCAGCAGCUCACCCACACCUCAGUCCAGCACGCCACCGUCAUCCCUGACUCCAUGACGGCCUCCCAGCCCCUGGCUAACUGGAGGAAUUCUCACCCACACGGCGGCCAUUACAAUCCCAUCAUGCAACAGCCGGCGCUGCUGGCUGGCCACGUCACCCUCCCAUCCAACCACAACCAGCCUCUCAAUGUGGGCGUGGCCCAUGUGAUGAGGCAACCGUUGACCAAUAACAACAACUCUUCUUCCAAAAAGACCAAGCAGCAUCAGAUGACUGCCAGGAACGUGUCUGCGUACGAGGUGUCCUCCUCCCAGGCGGUACAAUCACCACAGCACUCCAAGCGGCUGAAGGAGAACACCCCUCCACGUUGUGCUGUGCUUCAGAACAACGGCCCUUCCUCCGGCUCCAGCUGCGGACCUCCCCUGGGCUGUGGAGGGUGGGGACGGGGCGAGGCAGAGCAAGCCUCCAGCACCACCAGGGACCACCAUCAGCACCACAACGGGCAGCGUCAGACCAUCAUCAUCCCUGAUACGCCCAGCCCUGCCGUCAGCAUCAUCACCAUCAGCAGUGACACGGACGAGGAGGAUGAUCACAAGAAUAGCAACACCAACCAUACUAGCUCAUUCAAGCAGAGGAAGAACGUCAUCAGCUGUGUCACAGUACACGACUCCCCCGACUCUGACUCAUCCAGUAACAACAGUCCCUAUGCAGUAGAGUCCAGGCAGCCCAACAACAACGGCUACCAUGACUCCAAGACCACCCUGCUGGACAACUACAGCAACGGAAACAACCUUCGCUCCAUCAUCAUCCCCCCUCUGAAGAGCCAGUCCAGCGAGGUGCUGAGCGAGUGUGAGCGCCUGAUGCCAGGUACCUACACAGAUAUCUACACAGGUACCUACACAGAUAUCUACACAGAUGCAAUGAAUCAUCAGAAUUCGGCAUACAAGUUCAAAACCUCCAACGGCGUGGGCAUGGUGUCUGGCAACAACCACCUGUCGGGGGGCGUGGCUUACCGACAGCAGCGCUCAGGGCCAAACCCCUUCCAGCAGCAGCAGCCUCUCAAUCUCAGCCAGGUAUGGAGAGAGAGCCAAGCCCAGCAUCACAUGGUAACUGAGCGGAACGGAGGCCACCGGCGCCAGCAGGCUUACAUCACCCCAACCAUCGCAGCCCAGGCCCCCUACUCCUUCCAGCACCACAACAGCCCCUCUCACACUGCCAACGUGCACACCCACCUGUCUGCCACCCACCUGGCUGCCACCCACCUGCCCGGCCAGCCCCACCUCUACACCUACACUGCCACGCCAGCAGCCCUGGGCUCCACGGGCACUGUGGCCCACCUGGUGGCAACCCCGGGCUCUGCCCGCCACACGGUCCAGCACACCACAUACCACACACCGGCCAUUGUUCACCAGGUACCCGUCAGCAUGGGGCACCACGUGCUGCCCUCACCCACCCUGCACCACAGCCAGUACCAGGCUCAGUUUGCUCACCAGACGUACAUCAGCGCCUCGCCUGCCUCCACUGUCUACACUGGAUACCCACUGAGCCCCACCAAGGUGAACCAGUACCCUUACCUCUAGAGCCAAGCCAACACACUGGAGACCCAGACCCCCAGAUCCAGACCCCAGCAAUGCUGCUGCUGCUCACUCCAUGUCCUCCCUCCCCAUCCCCACUCCACAGACAGAGAGAUAGAGAGAGAGAGACAUGCAAUCUUUAUAAAACUGUCACGUUUACUUGAAGACAUAAUGACAGAGAGGAAAAAGGUAAAAUGAAAUUUCUAUUAUUACUUUUCUUUUCCCAAAAAAUUCUCCAAAAGGGCCAGUUUUGCUUUGUUUUCUCUCUUGGUUUUAUUUCUACUUUCAAAUGAGAGUAAUUUCUCAUUAUUUUAACGCAAGGUCUUCAUAACGGGCCUUUGGGAGAGGUGGAGGCUUUUUGUUCUCCUAAAACAGCUUUUUGUUUGUUUUUGUUUUCCCGUCUUGAAUUGGAAAGGGACUGUUUUAACAAGGGGUCCCUCUCUGGAUGUUGGAAUUCCCAUCAUAAGAAUUCCCAUGAGAAUUCCCGUGAGGAUUUGGGAAUGAAGGUGAAAUACGGAAACCUGCUGCUCUU